Branchiostoma belcheri (Belcher's lancelet) is the source of this 1650-nucleotide messenger RNA. Its product is annotated as type I iodothyronine deiodinase-like. Gene Ontology annotation, molecular function: thyroxine 5'-deiodinase activity. The record is from RefSeq and is a predicted model, not a curated record. Bases 437 to 790 code for a protein of 117 amino acids. Lineage: Eukaryota; Metazoa; Chordata; Leptocardii; Amphioxiformes; Branchiostomatidae. The transcript has 2 exons.
AAUGGCUUCCGCGGCCGCCUUCUUUAAGAGAGCCAAAUGGCUUGUACAGUAUCUGCGGCUGGUGUUAAGAAGUACAUAUUUCGUAGUCUGCUCUGGCAUGAUGUGGAUAGCAUGCCUCUUCCCGCCCCUUAGAGGAAAGAUUUUGUCUUCCUGGAAGAAAGACGUAGACAGGAGGGCCCCGGGGAUGUUGACAACACCUGAGCAGUGUCAACAAUACCUGAGCGAACGGGCAAGUCUGGCUGCGUGGAAAGGAAUGCUGUUCAUGUUGACGUUGGAGUUGGAGGCUGAAGUGUUUGAGGGAGGCAAGGCCACCGACUCCUCCCUCGUCAGGCUUGACGGGAGCUCCUGCCGGCUGCUCCAGCUCGCCCGGGCGGCCCGCCCUCUGGUCAUCAGCUUCGGCAGCAACACCUGACAGCCGUUCCGGGCGAAGUUGGACAUGGUCAAGCGGAUCAUGUCGGACUUCGCCUCCGUGGCCGACUUCGUGGUGGUGUACGUGGCCGAGGCGCACCCCACCGACGGCUGGGCCCUGAGCGGAAACAUGGCCACGGACAUCCGGCAGCACCGGAGUCUGGAGGAAAGACUGGCGGCAGCGGAGAUGCUGGCUCUGCACGACAUCCCCUGUCCUAUCCUGGUGGACACCAUGGACAACGCCGCCGCCCGUGCGUACGCAGCGUUACCGGAAAGGUUGUACAUCGUGUUGGACGGAGUGUGUGUUUACAGGGGCGAGCAGGGUACGGGUGGCUACCGCCCGGAGGAAGUCCGUGACUGGCUGCAGAAAUUCUCUGGAUAAAGUAGAGGGACUGUCGACAGUUUCUAUAGUUAUUUCUAGGGCAGACAUCAUGCAGUUUUAAACUCUUUGCUACAUCCUGAUUGAUGUUUAUUACCCCAACGUACGGAGGUUUUGUGUGGUCUUUUCGGGUGUUUAUGUGCCCAUAGUUAUUCAAAGUAGACUCAUCAUCUGCGUCCAAGUGUGAUGUUCUUUAGGCAGAUGUUUCAAAGACUGCUGUAAAAUUCAAUUUGUAGAGUGGUUCUGAGGAUUUCAAAAGUUAUAUUUCAUGAGCAUUUUUUUCUACAAAGCCUGGCAAAAGAAACAAUUUAAGAGUCUACUCUAAAGUACAAACGACAACACUACUCACUCACUAAAUUCCAAGGAGGAAACACCAAUAACUAAGUCACUCGGAUUAAUAUUUCCCAUGUAGGUAUAUACACACACAUAUAUAUGUAUAACAGCAUUGUCAAGUAUGGAUGAUUUUAUUUCACGUUCAAUUGCCUACAGCAAUCCAUUACAGGACUAACCUUUAGACUAAGUAUCCAAUGUAUCAGGGGAAACAUUUUGCAACUCUGGUGACAAUUACUCGGAUUCUCACUUUUGAGCUGAACGGAACCAAAGUCAAGGUGGGAAUGUGGUGAGAGAGAAUGAUGGUCUCAUUGGAAAUGUCUAGUGCACUGGUGAGAACCUGAGAACGAGACCACCACGGGUUCACUUUGGCUUCGCUCUGAUGUCAGUUCAGUUGUGGAACCUGUUGUUAUGUUGAACACAAUGAGAUGCUGAUGCCACAAUAAAGAAUACAUAAGGAAAGUGUAGCAUAGUCAAAUACUUAAGCCCUCUGCCAUGUCGUUCAAUUGUCAGUGCGUAAUGAAUAUAUUUGU